AUGAGCUACUACGGCAACAACAACAACGGCGGCGGUUAUGGCCAGCAAGGCGGAGGCUACGGCCAGCAGGGUGGAGGCUACGGUCACCAGGGAGGCGGUCACCAGGGCGGUGAGGCCAACUCAUACUACAAUGACGGCCGCGGCGAGAACCAACAACACCAACAACACCAACAACAAUUUGGAUACGGUCAACCCCCGCACCACCAGCAACAAAACUUCUCAUCCCCUCCCCCCUACCAGAACCAGGGUCACAACAACAACGGCGAUCACAACCAGGGCUACCGCAAUGACGGACCCGGUGGCUACGGCGGCCCCGGCGGCCCUGAGGGCGAGGACGGCGAGCGCGGUCUGACCGGCGCUCUGGCCGGAGGUGCUGCCGGUGCCUUCGGUGGUCACAAGGUUGGCGGCAACUUCGGCCACAGCAAGACUAGCACCUUCAUCGGUGCUGUUGCUGGCGCCUUCGCCGGCCACAAGCUCCAGGACGGCGUUUCCGACUGGAAGCAUGAGCGCGACGACAAGAAGGAGGAGGAGAAGCGCAGGGAGGUGGAAGAGGAGCGCAGAAGAGAAGACGAGGAGAGACGCAGAAGAGAUGAGAAGCACAACCACCAUCAUGAGAGCCACCAUGAGCGUCGCGGCUCCGGUGACCGUCCCCGCGGCGGCAACUACGGCGGUGGCUUCACCGGAUCCUGCAGGGACAUCCGUCUCGACGCCCACGGCGACUACAACCUGCGCGCUUCCUGCAAGCGCCGUGACGGCUCUUGGCAAGACAGCUGCAUCAGCUUGAACCGGAUCUUGGAGAACGACCAGGGCAGCUUCCGCUGGUACUCCGGCGGCGGCGGCGGCGGUAGCCAGAACUACACUGUCCAGCAGGGCGACACUCUCCGCAACAUCGCGGCCCGAUUCAACGCCAACUGGGAGGAGGUUGCUCGGAGCAACAACAUUUCCAACCCCGAUCAGAUCUGGCCCGGUCAGAACCUCCAGAUUCACGGUGGUGGGGGCGGUGGUCCCGGAGGCAACUUCGGCGCUUCGGCCCGCGACGCCCGUCUCGUUGAUGGCGGACAGCGCCUGGAGGCGGAGCUGUCCCGUAACGGACAGUACGUCCGCAGCUCCAUCAACCUGGAUGAGAGAAUAGGAAACAACGACGGCACCCUUUUCUUUGUUUAA
Messenger RNA from Colletotrichum karsti, 1164 nucleotides. Its product is annotated as CVNH domain-containing protein. Gene Ontology annotation, cellular component: outer membrane. The transcript has a single exon. Lineage: Eukaryota; Fungi; Ascomycota; Sordariomycetes; Glomerellales; Glomerellaceae. The record is from RefSeq and is a predicted model, not a curated record. Bases 1 to 1164 code for a protein of 387 amino acids.